AUGAGCGUCGGUGUGCCCGUGACGAAGUCGUUCAACAAACUGAAGAAGUAUCCGUACGAGAUAAACAAGUUCGAUAGGCGAGAAACGAACGAAUAUUUUUACCUACCCGUCGAUUGUCCACGUAUGAAAAAAUGUGAUGAUGCGUAUUGCCCUCUGGCACACACGAAAUUGGAGAAGAUUUUCCACCCCAUAGUGUAUAAAACGCAAGCAUGUCAGAUGGCAAAAGAUGGAGCUUGUGAUUAUUUUCAGAAAUGUGCCUUCUAUCAUGAUUCGAAUGACAAAAAUGAGGCACACUUGAAUUGGACCAUUUGGGAAAAGAAGUGGAACAAGUGGAGAAAUAACAUCGAUAGUAUACUGACUCAUCAUAAUAAGAACGAUAAGGAAAUUAGGAGGAAGGUGGAGAGCAUUCUGAAAAUCCGUAUGCCACACUUUAAUUACAACUCAAAUAAGAGUGGCCUCUUUUUGAAUAAGAAUGCAUCGUUUUACUCUACGUGGUCGAACAGCAGUCAGGGUGGCGGUGUGAGCAGUGGCAACAGAAUGAGUAGUCUGGGUAGCGGUUUGGGAAGCAGUCUAGGAAGCAGUCUGGGAAGCGGUAUCGGAAGUGGUCUUGGAAGCGGUCUUGGAAGCGGUCUAGGCAGCGGCUUGAAUAACCUUCUGUGCAGUUCCAUCAACGCGUCGAUUACGCACUGCCCGACGACGAUGUAUACAAACCCGUGGAAUACUAAACAACCGAAUAGUGGAAAGAAAAAUAUAAAAAGUAGCAAUGAUAAUAAAACUGGCAACAGCAACAACAACAAUAGUGGUAGUUCUAUCUGGAUAAAUGAGCUGAGCGAUUUAGGAAGUGUAAAUUACGACAAAACGACAAACAUGAACACAUCGUUUAUGAACAAAAAUAACAUGUACUGUGAUGAAACGCUGAGUUAUAAUAGCAAUACGACCGAAUGUGGACUGAACUUCGAUAUGCUGGACAAUAAUGCGUAUAAGGUUGUUGAGUUUUGCUUCACCGAUUAUGAAAAUAAUAAGACGAAGGGUGGUUGGAGGGAUAACUAUAACUCCGAUGUGGUAAACGUUCAGGCGACGAAUUCUUUCUUUUCGCACGGUUUGAAGGGGCAUGAGGGGGAGAGCAAGGGACAGUCCAAAGUUGGCACGGGAAGUGGAACAGUUGGUGGUGCUGUUAGUGGAGGUAUGGCUGGAGAAGGUAGUUGUGCUGCUCAGGAGAGUAAUCCCUUCCAGGGGAUGACCUAUAACAAGGCGUACGAAUAUUUUCCAAGUUUGGCAGAAAUGGCAAAUGGAGAAGACGCAACAAAUCAGCCAGACGGAAUGAACGCAAAUCUGUUCAAAAAGGCUCACACAAAUGUGGACAAUUUUAAGGACGAGCUGAUAACAGAGAGGAAUAGCAGCCCAGAAGGAAGCUUCGACUUAAUAGGUUCUAAAUAUUUUUCCAACAACUCAAAUAAUACUUCCAUUUUCGAGAACUAUGCGAAUUUGUCGACCAUAUUUGAUGCUACUGAGAGUAAUAAUAAGACAAGUAGUUUUGCGAACAUGUCCAAUUGCAACACCUUCGAUCACCUCAGUUUUGAUGACACGGGUAGGAGUGGAGCUAACAACUGCUUCUUUACAAAUGAGCAUGUGGAGGAGGGACAGGGGUGCAAGAUUGAUCGGGAACCUGCUGACGUGGGAAGUGGAAUUCGAUUCGUUGACUCUGGCACGAGUGAAGUGCUAAGUGGUGUGGGAAGCGAACUUGUGACAGCUGCAAAGGAGGAGAAUGUAACCAACGGGGUGAACAGCGAAAGGGAAUUGAAAGCAGAAGACGGGGAUAAAAAUGGCAGUGCUACAUUAACAGGGAACACCACAAAGGGCCAAAAUAAAAUGUCAAAGAAGAAUAAAAAUAAAAAAGGGGCAGAUGCAAAUAUAGGAAGCAAUAACGGAAGUAACAACAGUAGUAGUGCACUGAGUGGAGGAAGCAACCAUACCAGGACAAGUACCUUUAGCGAAGUCCUUUGCUCGGGGAGCACUGAACUGAAGAACGAACUGAAGAGCGAACUGAACGAGAAAAGGAAAAACACCAAGAAGGAGAAUCCGAUGAGCAAAAAUUGUAACAAUGAGAAGGACCAAGACGAUAAGAAAAAUGGAAGCACCAAAUCUUUGUGUGCUAGCGAAAGGAACGAUGAAGAUUUUAGCAACGUCGAACAGUCUUCUGUGGAGAGGGAGAAGGGGAAAAAUGCCAAGGGAAAGAAGGGUGGCAACACGGCCAGUACGAACAAAAGUGGAAAUAAAAAUUCGAAAAAAGGCACAACGGAAAGUGGCAGUAAUGGCGGAACACCCAGGAACAGGAAGCACGUCGAAGGGGACGACCAGCAGAGUGACCAUCGAGAAGGUACCGACCAGGAGAUGGGGCAGAGGGAGCAGAACAGCGGCAAGGAAGUCGAAAUGGGCAGUCAUAGGAACGACCAUUCUUCGAGAGACAAAGCUAGCAAAAACGGAAACGGGAGCGAGAAGAGUAGGAGCAGUGCACUGAACGGAAGAGACGUCAUCGUCAAAGGGAGCAGUAGCUGUAGUGGGGUGAAUUCCAUGAAUCAGGCGAAAGUUACCUGUGAGGAAGUGAGCACUGCUGUAUGCACUACUUCCAGAGCGAACUUUGACUGGGCGAAUAGAACCCAAGAUGUGGAAAAUAAGAAGCAGAAUCAUGGCACAACAUUUAACAGUUUAGGUAGUGUGCAAAACAGAGGCAAAUCCAUAGACAUUUACAAUGCUAUAAACUCGAAUCGUGGCGUUGUGAGGAAAUCUACCGCGGAGUCCACCCCCAACAAUGGUAACCAUGUGGAUGACAAGAAGCAAGUGGAGGAGGAGGGCUGUUGCCAGACAGGCAAUUACUCCAACUGCACGGAAAAUAGUGUGCCCUCAAAGGAACCAAGCGAGUUCGUCAUUUCGAAGAAGCAACUCGUGCAGCAGAAGGAAAGUAUGUUUUAUAAUUACACUAGGGGUAGCAUGGAUAGCAAGUUGGCCGGGUUGGAAUCUUCUGGGGGGACAAACAGGGUAGGCGAAAUAGGAGGCAUGCUGUUUGGAAAGAAGAAGAACAACUCUGCGUUCAUUUUGAAGGAGGGGGAGGACCACUCGAGCAUGUCCUUGCAGGGGGGGAGCGGCAGAAUGGGCGACGAUUUGGAUAGCAUUUUUAACCAAAGUUCAAACAUGGGGAACCCGUUCAGCCAAGGCAUAGGCUCUCCAUUCAGUGUGCGGAGGGGAAACUCGUUUAGCGAAAGCAACACUUCGAACGACACGUAUAGCAAUUUUUUUAUAAAAGAGGAAGGUUUACACCCGCUGCAGAGUAGCCAUUUUGAGGAGGUCACUAAAUCGAAGGAGUACAACACAAAUGAGAAAGAAGGGAAUGAUUCAAUGGAUUACACAAACAACCUGCUAAAUAUAUUCCUCUCCUGUAAUAGCAUUAACGAGAAUUUUGAGUGCACAAAUGAAGCGGAUAAUAGGUUCAGCAAUUUUAAAGAGGACACGAACCUGUUUGGUUACAAAGAAAAAGAAGUGACAAAUGGAAGCGAGCUUUUUAAUUAUUCUUCCUCCAACAAUUUUAACCCUUUUGGGAAUUACAAUUUUUUGGGUCCUUCCUGUUUACAGUGUAAGCACUACAAAAAUGAAAUAAAAAACUUAAUGGUUCAGAUGAAACUUUUACGAGAGGAGCUGUUCAAGUGCAAGCAGAUAAUUAUGUCGUCUGGGCUGAAUGGAGGUAAUGGUAAUAAAGUGAAUCCGUGUAAUUACAACUGGAUGAACAGGAAGGGUUUUUCGGAUAUAUAUGAGAAGAAGAAUUUCGUGUCUUCCAUCGAGGGGAAUGAUUAA
This is a messenger RNA of Plasmodium coatneyi, 3846 nucleotides long. RefSeq lists its product as uncharacterized. Gene Ontology annotation, molecular function: metal ion binding. Lineage: Eukaryota; Apicomplexa; Aconoidasida; Haemosporida; Plasmodiidae. The transcript has a single exon. The record is from RefSeq and is a predicted model, not a curated record. The coding region runs from base 1 to 3846 and encodes 1281 amino acids.